AUGGCGAACCUCCUCUCGAGUAGCAUUAUUAUAGCAAAUAGAGAAAUACCUCAAAAGUAUGUGGUUCCACCUAAAGACAAAGCGGGUCAUGCAUGCAAAAUAGUAAUUCCAAUAAUUGAUCUUCAUGACGAAAAGAAUUCAAUUCAACACAUUAUGAAGGCUAGCCAAGAUUUGGGAUUAUUUCAGGUGAUAAACCAUGGAAUUUCAAGAGAGUUAAUGAAUGAUGCAAUGAAAGUGUUCAAGGAAGUAUUUGAGUUGCCUCCACAGGAAAGAUCGAAAAUAAACAUGAAAGAAGAUUUGAUAAACAUUUACAGAAUUUACUCAAAUAGCUACAAUUAUGACACUGAGGAGUUUCAUUUUUGGAGGGAUGUUUUAAGGCACAAUUGUAACCCUUUGGAAGAAAGCAUCAGGUUUCGGCCUCAAAAUCUUGAAAGUUGUAGGGAGAUAGUUAAAGCAUACGUUUUUGCCUUGAAGUGCUUGGGAAGGAAGAUCUUAGAGCAAAUAUCCAAAGGGCUUGGGUUAGAAAAAAGUUAUUUUGCAAAUGAGAUAACUAAAGACAACAUCUUAACUAUAAAUCACUACCCAAAAUGCCCUGAUCCAAGUUUGAUCAUAGGACUACCCAAGCGCAAAGAUCCAACCCUUAUAAAUAUAGUUCAAGCACCCGCCAAUGUUCCAGGUCACCAACUUCUUAAGGAUGAGCAAUGGUUUGAUUUUGAGACGGCUCCUAAUGCAUUUCUAGUCUUUGUGGGAAAACAAUUUGAGGUUAUUAGCAAUGGGAAAAUGAAAGGGGUGGUGCAUCGAAUAGUGACAAACUCAAACUACGCACGAACAACUGCAGUGUUCUUUGUUAGCCCACUUUAUAAGGCAUUUCGAAAUAAGGAACAUUUUGACUUCCACAAUGGCCAUAAUGAUGAGGAUAUAGAUGUUAUAUUCAAAACUUAA
This is a messenger RNA of Chenopodium quinoa (quinoa), 942 nucleotides long. RefSeq names its product hyoscyamine 6-dioxygenase-like. Lineage: Eukaryota; Viridiplantae; Streptophyta; Magnoliopsida; Caryophyllales; Amaranthaceae. The transcript is spliced from 5 exons. The record is from RefSeq and is a predicted model, not a curated record. The coding region runs from base 1 to 942 and encodes 313 amino acids.